This is a messenger RNA of Carassius gibelio (silver crucian carp), 7394 nucleotides long. Its product is annotated as protein shisa-9B-like. The transcript has 4 exons. Gene Ontology annotation, biological process: regulation of AMPA receptor activity; regulation of short-term neuronal synaptic plasticity. NCBI's taxonomy places the organism in Eukaryota, Metazoa, Chordata, Actinopteri, Cypriniformes, Cyprinidae. Gene Ontology annotation, cellular component: dendritic spine membrane; postsynaptic density; AMPA glutamate receptor complex. Bases 213 to 1508 code for a protein of 431 amino acids. The record is from RefSeq and is a predicted model, not a curated record.
UGCGCUCCAGACACUCCACGCACCAGAGUGCGCAAGACCGCUGGUGUUAAGGAUAGGCUAAAAUAGUAGACAAUACACAGUAGUGUUUAUUCCUAUGCCACAUUUGGAACGAUAGAAAUCUACAUAUAAUAUAUUCGAACACUUGCAAACUUCAAAGCCCGCGUAAACCAACCGUGGCGCUCAAGUAUCCUCAAACAUGAGCAUCAACUCUGAUGGCGGUGAUAUUCUUGAUGGAGAUAUGCGUCCUGACACUUCAUGACAAAAGAUACCCAACUCUAUUUUCCAGCGUCCGAUUAGCCGUGGUAAAGAAGAGGAGAGAAGAGCGCAGGAUGAAAAGCACUGGUUUACUCCUGGGUUACUUUUUGAUGAAAGUUCUUGUGUGCGACGCGGAUGGAGAACCUGGGAAAAACCUGGAUGGUUUAGCGACGGCGUCCAGGUUCAACGACUCCAGAGACGGGGAAAACGGUCUCUCUGAGACCCCUCACACGGAGGACAGGUGUCGGGGCUAUUAUGAUGUGAUGGGUCAGUGGGAUCCUCCGUUCGUGUGCCGGACGGGUAGCUACCUGUACUGUUGCGGGACCUGUGGCUUCAGGUUCUGCUGCGAGUUUAAAAACUCCAGAUUAGAUCAGACCACAUGCAAAAACUAUGACACCCCGCCAUGGUCUAUGACAGGCCGGCCACCACCGAAGAUGAUGGACCAACACGAUUCGACCAAGGAUAAAACAAAUUUGAUUGUGUAUAUCAUAUGCGGAGUAGUUGCUAUCAUGGCGCUGGUUGGAAUAUUCACCAAACUUGGCUUGGAGAAGGCGCAUCGACCUCAAAGAGAGAACAUGUCCAGAGCACUGGCCCAGGUGAUGCGCCAGACAGCUCCAGGAGAGCAUGUGGAGAGAGAGGAGAACUUGGCGGUGCAUGGACAACACUACGAGAACAUGCAGGCCAGAGCAACAGGAAACAACCUGCAGGGUGCCCAAAUAAACAGUGCCGGACCUGGAUCAUCUAUGAUGCAAGCUAUGACACAAUACCCUGCCCUUGGACAGGUACCUGUAGCCCAGCCCUAUGAGCCAUCUCAAACUGGAAAUGAGCACAACAAGUAUGCUUCACUCAAGGCUGUGGCUGAAAAAGCGAAUGAAAACUUCUACACUAACAGACGGCACCUAGCCGACCUGGCAGCGAAAGGCACUCUUCCCAUGCACUCGGUGAGUCUGGAGCAGGAGCCCACCAACCCUUACAGCCCAGAGUUGCCCUGCCAAAAGCAGAACGGACACAAGUCCAAAACCACCAAGGUCCACAGCUCUCACCCACUGGCUUUUGGCUCGAACACCAUUGCCAACCCCGGCAUGCUGAAGGGCUGGGAGAUGACAGAAACGCUGGGUCGCCGGCACAUGAAUGCCCCCAAGAGACACAGCACCACCAUGGAGCAUGUGAACGAGCUGACGUCCCACAGCCAGCACUACCUGCCACCACAUCCGUACUUUGUCACCAACAGCAAGACUGAGGUGACCGUGUGAACGGAGCCGCAACAUCGGGUUUAUCAAGCCCAGGCCUGAGUGGAUUCCUGGAUCGGAGAAUGAGGAUAAUAAAGGAAGCCUGAUAGAGGAAGAAGUGUGGAUUAGGACCCCGUCCUGCUGGAAGGAUUGACUGAGCGGUCCAGAUCAAGAUCUGCAGGGCUGUAUGUGUGCUGUUUGUCUUUGAGCGGCUGGGCAUGGAACAGGUGUGCCCUGGCCUCAUUGAAUGGGAGAACGUAACAUUGUUCAAAGGAACUCGUUCUGUGUCCAUACUGUCACAAAUGAAUAAUCUGACCUGUAGUGAUGAGUUUAUCACAAGGCCAUCUGUCAAAGUGAUGAGGACACAUUUAAACCCUAAACAAUCAAUGCAAUCAAACGUACCAGAUGGCACAACUGUCAUGAUUCGUAACAACCUGAAAGCGUGCGAGAAAGUCCCUCAAGGUACACUGCCCUGUUUUCUCAUAAUCUUGUACAUAACAGAAUGUUACCAAGGAUGUAAAAUGUCAAAAGCUUCCUCGGAUAAGCAAAAGACAUCGGUCUAGAAGAUUAAAGUUGAUGUGAGGACAAUCAUGUCUCUAGCUCUUCUCAUCUCAACACUCAAGACUUUCCAGAGCGUGUGCACCAAAAACCUCCUGUAGCAAAGUGACACGCUAUACCCUGAAAAACACUGGGCUUGUGCCUUUCCAACAGAUGAUCUCGUUAUAUGAGAGCUCUUGUGCUUUUCAGCGAGCACAUGGUGUUUCUUCAAUAACAAAGAUGCAUACAAUAUAAACAAACCUAUUGUUUACGGCUGUCAUAUUCCAGUAGAAAAUGUUGAUUGUCAUGUGUUCUGAAAUACACCUUUUCCUUUCACUAUGUGUUCACAUAUUGUUUGGCCCUAUCUUUUAGUGCAACUCUAGACUGUAGACAAAGGAAGUAACAUAGGGUUAAUGAUAGACAUUCAUUACUUUUCAAUGUUAGGUUUGAUUAAAAAAAAUGAAUGGUUAAUUCUGAUACUGAACAAGAUGGUUACAACACUGCCAUUGUUGCAUUCCAAGUAUUUUGGGUAUUGAAAACUGAUUCAGUAGUUCCUUUUGUCUUUAGCAACAUAAUGUGAACCAUUUCACUUAGCAUAAAAUGCUGCAUUCAGUGUUUUGUCAUCCACAUUCAAAUUAUCCCAAGUAUCUGGCUGUGAAUAAUGUGGAUCACAUAAAUUUAGAUUGCUGUGAAACAAGUACACUUAAAAUGACCUACAUCAUUUACUCGCCUAAAUCGAGAUGGCAAAUUAGCAGGCUAAUUCAUAGUGAAAAUAAAAAGACAUUUACUUAUCUAGUAGUGCAGAUUUCUGCAGUGUCACACUCACACACACACUUAUUACACAAGUAGGAAACCCAUUCUCAGUUUUAGUAUCGUAAACUUAAGGGGUGGUCGCACUAGAAUUUGUGUUUGUAUUCUGCUGUUUUUAAGUUUGGUGACCUUUGACCUACAAAACUGUGCAGUGGUAUUUGACCAUUAGAGGUCAAACUGACUGACCUGCUGCUAGUGGCACAGAAAUUGCUCACUUUAACUUUAAGGUGAAGGAAUAGUCCAAUCAAAAAUUAAAUUUUGCUGAAAAUGUUCUCAGCCCAGGUCAUCCGAGAUGUAGAGUAGAUGAGUUUGUUCUCCAUCUUAAGAGAUUUGAAGAUGUUUAGCAGUACAUCACUUGCUCACCAAUGGAUUCCCUGCAGUGAAUGGGUGCCAUCAGAAUGAGAGACAAAACAGUCACACAAGUAACUCACACGACUGCAGUGUUUGUGUUUGUAAUCAGGAGAGAAAUAUGCUCUGAUCAAGCACUAUUUAUAAGUGUUCAUAAGAUUUUGAUAUGAGAGGACAAAAGAGGAUGGACUUUUUCACUGAAGGAAGCCUUAUUAUGGUUUAUAGACUCAAACUGUAGCCUUAAGCGACAGAGUACAGUUAAAAUGGUUUAAUGAUGGAUUUGUUUAUGCUUUUAUUAGACAGCUGCAGCUCAUCCAGAACACUGCUGCCAGAAUUCUGACUAGAACCAGAAAAUCUGAGCAUAUCACACCAGUCCUCGGGCCCUACACUGGCUUCUAGUUAUAUUAAGGAUUGAUUUUAAAGUACUUUUACUCAUUUAUAAAUCACUCAAUGGCCUAGGACCUAUAAAGGACCAUUACAUAUAUGCUUGCUGAAUAUAAACCUAACAGAGCACUCAGAUCAUUAGGAUCAAGUCAGUUAGAAAUACCAAGGGUUCACACAAAACAAGGGGAGUCCGCCUUUAGCUAUUUUGCCACCCGCAGUUGGAAUCAGCUUUCAGAAGAGAUCAGAUGUGCUAAAACAUUAGCCACAUUUAAAUCUAGACUUAAAACUCAUUUGUAAAGUACUUUGAGUGACCCUUGUGUAUGAAAUGUGCUAUGUAAAUAAACUUGCUUUGCUUUUCCUUUCACUUUAUAAGACGGUAAAUGAUUGUCUGGAGUAUUGUUUCUUACAUGUGGAUUAUUGUGAUGUUUUUAUCAGCUGUUUUGUCUCUCGGUCUGACGGCACCCAUUCACUGCAGAGGAUCCAUUGGUGAGAAAAUAAUGUAAUGCAAAAUUUCUCUAAAUCUGUUCUGAUGAAGAAACAAACCCAUCUACUUACGGUUGAAACACCUGUGAAAUUUUUUUAAAAAUAAAAUCAAUACAGAGCACAUUGUGCUGUAUUUGAACAGAUUUUUCUUAGAGUGAAAGGCUGCCACAGAGACUGCGACAGCUUCUCAGGACAGCUAUUUAAAUGAUAUCUGUCAGCUAGUAACAUUUAGGUGUUGUAUGUCUUCUACUGCACACUGAAAUGUUUUAAAGCCCAACAAUUAUAAUUGAUCAUCCCCUAAGCCAAUUGAACAAAUAUUAGAGCAGCAAGACAGCUACAAAAGCCGUCUUUUGUAAGUUAAAUUACAUUUAAAUAAUUCCAUAAAUGUAGUGUGACCAGCCAAGCCGCAUAUAAAUAAAACAUUUUAAGAUCUUUAGACCAGUUGGAAUCCAAAUUAUGUUGCAUGUAAAUUUAGGAUUGAUUAUAUAUGAUCAUAAAUAAAAAUCUCUGUCAAGAUUUAAUAACAUAGCAAUAUCAGUAUUGUGUCUAAUUUUGACCUCAGUUGUCCUAAGAAUUCACUCAAAAAAAUAAUAAUACAAGCUCUGCCUCCAGUUUAACUGCUUGUCUUCUUCAUGCCAUUGAAUAAUGUCUUUGUGCGUCACUACCAAACAGCCUGCAACAAACCAGUACUUAAGCCUGACAUACUGGCUACUGGUCUGUCAGUCACUGAGUCCACUCAACAUCUAUUAAACCUGAGUGUCUCACUGCAGGUCACCUCAUGACUCAGAGCGCACUACAGGAUCACUCACCGGGGUGCACUUUUCUUGGAAUUAAAUCUCAUAGUGAAUACCUUUCCCUCUGAAAUCUCCAAACACUGCAGAAAUGGAUUAGCACAGAUAAUGUCAAGAUUCGCCAUGCAGCUAAAAAGACCUGCACAGCUGGAUUCCAGGGCUUUAGUCUGACUGCAUAAUAUAACAUAUGAAAUCGCCAUUGUGAUAUAGAAAUCAGGCAUGAGGGAAAUAAUCUGGGUUAACAAUUGGGAGAGAAUUCACUAAGAAUGAAUUGCACCUACUGAUUAAUUUAUUACCAUUGUUUUAGCACCAAAGGUAAAAACAGUUUGAGCAAUAUAGAAUACAGCAGAGUAAAUACUGCAUGAUUUUAUUUUGUGAAUAUGAAGUAAUCUAUGAUACGCAUUAAGACGCAGUCACACUAUACUUACACAUGCUUGGCCACUCUUGAUUCAAUCAUUUCCAUUCCUACACAUAAACCAAACAGUGAAACAAAUGAGAAAAAGUAUUGUCUUGCAUAUCAGAUUUUGAUUUGGAGAAUAUUGUCUUGCAUAUCAGAUUUUGAUUUGGAGAAAAAUUAAGUUUUGACUUAUAAAUCUGCUUAACAAAACAAAUUCGAAACCAAUAGAAGAUGUAAAUGUUGCAGAAUGAUCUCUUGACUCAUGGUUUGCAUUGUUGCAGGAAAGUGGUGGGCAGUAUAUUUUCACAUUUUGAAUGCAUUAUUAUUAUUAUUAUUAUUAUGUUAUUAUUUACUAAAAACAGAAAAUGUUAAGUGUGACAUAUCCUGCUGUUGCUGAUAUGAAUUUCAGUGUCUGUAUCUUUCACAUGAUCAAACUUAGUGUGAAUGAAUCUUAAUGUACAUAUUAAAUCAGGCCUGUUUGCACAGAAAAUCUAAUAAUUUAAAGCUAAUAUUUAUUUAAACUAUGUACAACUAUGUUUACAAUUGAAUUUCUGAAGUGAAUUCAAGUAAUUUAGAAGUAAUUUAGAAUUUAGGAGAUUUUCCUAACACAGAUUUUGCUUUGGGUUCAAAGUGGUCACGUGAUUUCAACAACAACCUGCUUUAAGCUGGUUUAAACGUGACUUCUACGUGAGCAGUGCUUCAUAAAUCGCUACACUAUUGACAAUAGACAAUGUACCUUUUUGUCUGCAAAGGUUAGCUGAAAUUUCACCAAUGUGACCACACCUAAACUCUUUGCUCAGACAUUUACUGUACAAAUAUCACUUCUAUUUACCAUUAAUGUAGAAAGAUUAUCUUUGUUGCUAUUCACAAUUGGUGCAAACAGUCUGGACCACUUAUGUAACCUAAUACACAAAACAGAACUAUACCAAUGUAUAUAAUACAUGGUUAACCUGGAUUAUGGUUUGUUAGUGAAUAAAGCUUUUGAUGCUAAAAUAACUCACAAAAUAAAUUGGUGCAACUGUUUAGUGAAUUCAUCUCUCAAUGUGUUGAAAUGUAUGAAAUCCCAUGUUACGUUGAGGCUACAUAGGAGGGUCGUCUUAUUACUGAUUUCUGUUUCCACCUCUCAUUGUGCCUUGCUGUUCAUUAACAGUCACUAGGUGUCAUUUUUAUGUUUUCACUCAGUUUCAUGGAUUAUUAGGGUUGGAAAUGAAUGAAUGCUUAGAAAGAACAUACAGAGGUUUUUAUCUUUUGACAUCAGCACAAGGUAUUAGUUAUUAUUUAGAGACGUGACAAGCUAGCACAUAACAGACGCAGUCUUGAACAGUCAGCUGUACAUUACGUCACAAAAGGGCUGAAAAUUAGCAGAACGACUUUAAUGCUGUGAUCAUGAAGUUUAGAUGCUGAGCGAAUGCAUUCUGGCAGAUGUUAUAAAAAGCUGUGCUAAAUGAUAUUGCCCUUUAUUUCAUGUGUUGAAAACCCCCAUAACCCCACUGCAAUUGAUAUUGAUGUUGGUUUGUGUAUUUGCAUCUGUUAACUGGUUCAUUUUAAACACUCAGAUUUUAUAGAAUCUCAUUUUGAAAAGUAAUACCUCAAAUGCUUAUGACAAGUAGUAAGAAAUUCAUUGAUUUAUUUGUAUUUUCUGAUAAUGCUGGUAUACUAUCAAACUCUUUUAUGAAAUGAUAUUUCAUAUCAUAUUCUUCACAUAAAGCCAAAAUAGUUACACAAUAACUUGAUAUACAUAAGUAGUAACAAAGUAGUUGCUGAUGAGACCAAAUCUGUCCAGUUCAGUGAUCCAUAUUGUAAAUCUCGUAGACGAAACACUGGGGAUUGCCCACCAAACUAAUAUCUGCACAAGCUCAAAUUAUACAAUGAAACCUGAGUGUCUUUUAUUGAAGGUUAUUUUGUGAUCCAGGUUUAUUUGAAAAUGUGUCAAUAUAGUAUUCAGUUGGUCAUAAUACUGUGUCUACUUCAUUGGUGAUGCAAGACGAAGCAUCUGGGAAACAGAGCACAUCUUGCAGCUCGCAGAUCACAUUUAAUACACUAGGGUACAUUUUUUAAACAAUGUAUUCUAUGUAACAUUUCUAUGUGGAAGUUGAAAGUUUAAGCACUGUUGUACUGUUCAAAUCACAAAACAUAUUUACAAUAAAUGUCUCCUCUAUA